Messenger RNA from Passer montanus (Eurasian tree sparrow), 1535 nucleotides. It is a transcript of the gene LMF1, whose product is annotated as lipase maturation factor 1. The transcript is spliced from 10 exons. Gene Ontology annotation, biological process: protein maturation. Lineage: Eukaryota; Metazoa; Chordata; Aves; Passeriformes; Passeridae. Gene Ontology annotation, cellular component: endoplasmic reticulum membrane. The record is from RefSeq and is a predicted model, not a curated record. Bases 1 to 1524 code for a protein of 507 amino acids.
AUGCUCGCUGUGCCCGACAUGGCGGCUCCCAGCGCGGGGCUGCGCCAGCGCCGCCCGGGCCGGGCCGGAGCCCCCGCUGGAGCUCCCGGAGCGGCCCCCGCUGCAUCCCCCGAGCCCGGGCUCGCUAGCGCGGCCCCGCCGCUCUCCCCGGGCACCUUCUGGCUGACCCGCAUCGUGCUGCUGCGCUCCAUUGCCUUCCUGUACUUCGUGGCCUUCCUGGUGGCCUUUCAGCAGAACAAGCAGCUGAUAGGAGAGAAGGGGCUGCUCCCCUGCAAGCUCUACCUGCAGGAGGUCAAGAAAUACUUCAAGGGGGAGGUCGGCCUGGAUGCCCUGAGCUAUGCCCCCACUCUCAUCUGGUUCCUGGACUGGUCUGCCAUGGACAGCACCUUGGAUUGCCUGGCCCUGGCUGGCCUGGCAGUGGCAGCCUUUGUGCUGCUGACUGGCUGUGCCAACAUGGUCCUCAUGGCCCUGCUGUGGCUGCUCUACCUCUCCCUGGUCAACGUUGGACAGAUCUGGUAUUCCUUUGGAUGGGAAUCACAGCUCCUGGAGACAGGAUUCCUGGGAAUAUUCCUGUGCCCCCUCUGGACCCUGUCCCGCCUGCCCCAGGGCUCUCCUCCUUCCAGGAUUGUCAUCUGGAGCUUCCGCUGGCUGAUUUUCAGGAUCAUGCUGGGAGCGGGGCUGAUUAAAAUCCGAGGAGAUCGCUGCUGGAGAGAGUUAACUUGCAUGGAUUAUCACUACGAGACACAGCCCGUGCCCAACCCCAUCUCGUACUUCAUGCACCGCUCGCCCUGGUGGUUCCACCGCCUCGAGACCUUGGUCAACCACUUCAUCGAGCUGGUGGUGCCCUUCUUCCUGCUGCUGGGCAGGAGGAUGGGCAUCCUGCACGGCCUCCUGCAGAUCCUCUUCCAGGUGCUCCUGAUCAUAAGUGGGAACCUGAGUUUCCUGAACUGGCUGACCAUGGUGCCCAGCCUGGCGUGCUUUGACGACGCCAGCCUGGGGCUGCUCUUCGGUUCGCGGCUGCGGGAGCGGGCGGCGCGGCUGCAGCUCUCGGGGGGACAGAGGCUUUCCCUGGGCUCCUGUGUCCGCAGAGUGCUGAACAUCUCCUUGGGGCUCCUCAUCGCCUACCUGAGCAUCCCGGUGGUGCUGAACCUGCUCAACUCCAGACAGGUCAUGAACACCUCCUUCAACCCCCUCAGGAUCGUCAACACCUACGGAGCCUUUGGGAGCAUCACCAAGGAGAGGACAGAAGUCAUCCUUCAGGGGACAUCCAGCCCGGAUCCCAAUGACCCCACAGCAGUCUGGGAGGAGUUUGAGUUCAAGUGCAAGCCCGGGGACCUGAGGAGGAGGCCGUGCCUCAUCUCCCCCUACCACUAUCGCCUCGACUGGCUCAUGUGGUUUGCUGCCUUCCAGCAGGGUUUGGUUGCUACUGUGGCUGCUUUGCUCUGGCUCCUCGCUGGUGCCUGCCUCAGCAGAGCUGUGGGUUUCAGUCCUGCACAGUUGUUAAAUUCUCCUGGACACCAGUGAAUGUGUUCAAG